Molecule: messenger RNA, 4203 nt
Organism: Orbicella faveolata
Lineage: Eukaryota; Metazoa; Cnidaria; Anthozoa; Scleractinia; Merulinidae
Source: RefSeq, a predicted model, not a curated record
CCAGCCAUUUUGCUUGCCUGAAAAACGCGCCAUUUUGAAAAGUAAAAUUCGUAAACAGAACAGCGAUGUAUCGGUCGACAAAAGCUCGAAAAUGCACCAAAACUACAACUGAAGAUUCAAAACAUCCUGACGAACCUUCUAACUGUAUUAUUUGUUUGGAAAAGGUCGUUUGUCGUGGAAAAUUGAGCGUCUGCAAUCACUGGUUCUGUUUUCCAUGCAUAUUGGAGUGGUCGGAGAAUACUAAUACCUGCCCGAUUUGCAAGACCCGAUUCCGUUGCAUAACAAAGAUUCAUUUAGACCCAUUCAGAUCUCCACCAACUAAAGUUCGAGUAGGAGACUGCGAUCAAAGAGUCUGGAAUGAUGAUGACGAAUUAGUAGCUGACGACCUUCUUGAUGCAAUUGACUCAGAUAAUUCUAAUGGUGAUCAGGAACCUUCUAUUUCUGUAGAAAAUCCACGGACAAGAAGCACAAGGCGACAGGUUGACAGAAGGGGCAACUCUGAGACAUCCAGACUGCUACGUCUUGAUGAUUACGACCAUGAGGACUCCUUCAUCGAUGACACUGAUGAAGCACUGCAAGCAUACCUUUAUGCUACUUACAGCCAGGAAGAUUUAGGCGUGAUUAAUAAUGAUGGUGAGGAAAGUAGUUCUGGAGAAAGCUGUGAUGAUGACAGUGUAGGACAAAGAACCAGUCCAUAUCAGUUCCGUAACAGGCGUGCUACUCUCAGAACAUCUUCAAGAAAUACAAGAAGUUCCACUUUUGACAGCCUGUCUGAGAUAGGAGUGGAUGUAUUGUGUCUAUCACCUGCAAGCAUUGGCAACUUUAUAGUUGAAGAUGAUGAGUCAUCAGAUGAGCGGUACAAUAUUGCAGUACCAUUUGGAAAUCACAGUAAGAAGUUCAAAGGCAAACGUAAGGUGAAAACAAGAAAACACAAUAAUUCUAGGACAAGAAAAAGUUCUGAAACAUCCAGACCUAAUGCUAGUACCAAUAGGAGAUCACAACGAUCACACAAACCUAGGAAACAACAGGAACCUCAGGAGGAGAGUAGCAAGAGUAAAAGAAAGAGACAGACCUCUGUCAGUGAUGAUGAAUUUCAACCAGGGACAUCUUCAAGAAGUAGAUCACCAACCAACCAGCGAUCGACUGAUGGCUGGAUCAGCAUGGCCACAAAACGAGCUGAAGCACAUUCUUUGACCCCAUCUACAACUAAUCAGAGAACAGUUACUAGGAAACGGGCCUGUAAAGGAAAGAAGCCAGUUGAAAAUGGAGAAAGUUCCAGUCACAGUGAAGCAUAUGAAAGUAGUAGUGAUUCUGAGAAUGAAGUUUUAAGUGAGCGAAUCAAGAAAGCAAGGGUUAAAGCUAGAAGUGAUGUCAAGAAAGAAAAGGAAUGCCAAAAUGUAUCAAAAACAUCUGUCACUACAAGAAAGAGUGAAAAUAAACAGACUAACAAGUUUUGUGCAAGGCAGGAGCUGCAACAACGAGGCAUUGGUUCUCCCUCAACAUCUACAUCCACUGAGAUGCAGGAAGACGAUUUCUCCAUUGUUACAUUUGUAAAACCCACUCCUCAAUCUAACAAAAAGCGAUCGAUAUUCACCAAAAGACAGCGCAGGUCUCCAAGUACUUCAUUUGAUCACUUAGAAGGUUAUGCCAUUUCCCCUACUGAAAUGCAACGAAAGAAAAGUGGCUUAACCAACCAUCAGCUUAAAACCAUCAGUAAUCACAAGAGAACAGAGACUUCUUUGGUACACAAGAGUGAUACUGUUAUUAAACUUGAGACGUCACCCUUAGUUAAGAAGAAAAAACCCAGGCGAGCAAGAGUGUUAGUAAGCAGUGACAGUGAUUAAUGUGACUUGUGACUGAUGUGAAAGAUUUGUGAGACGUAACAUUUUUUGUAAGUUUUUUAACAAUAUGUAACAAAUAUGUGAUUAUACGUGGUCAUACACUGAUUAACACUGUGAAGUAUUCUUUUUCUUGUCCAGACAUAAUUAAAUAAAAGCUACCGUGCUAGUGUUAAAUUUCAGGCCCCAGUUGUUCGAAGGCUGGAUAACGCUAUCCACUGGACAAAUCGCUUUCUAGUGGAUAAGUGUUAGGAAAACAAACCAAGCUAUCUGCUGGAUUUAUCCGGUGCGUAGAUAGCAUUAACCACUUUCCCAACAACCCGAGUGUGGUGUUUAGGUCUAUCGUGAGUCCAACAUGGGUUGUACAUGUAUUUUGCAAAGCUCCUCCAAGACUUUAAUGGACCUUUUUGGCGAUAUGGCCAGUUUUAGUUCUGUUGUUUCAAAUAGCUAUUAUGGGAUGCUUAGGGGGGCAAAUACGGUAACCAUGUCUGAUGAGGAACAGCUCCUCUCACCUCUCAUUUACAGAUUAGUAUGCAAGCAUGUACCAGUUUGUUAUUGGUUCAAGCAUUACCCUUUCACUAUUUACACAAAUCUGAAAUAGUACAAAUAACAGACUAUUUCUCCAUGUUAUUCAAGUUAUGCUGAUUAGCUGCCAACUCGACACCAUGAAACCGCAGGUGGUAUGAGUUGAUGCUGAUAACUUUAUUUAUACAUGGUAAAAAUUCCUUCAGCAUAAUUUAAAAGUAUAAUAUAUAAGUCUGCCUAACUAAAAUAACUAAUAAUUAUUUUAAUAGUAUUAUAAGAAUAAAAACCUAUCAUGUUACCAAAGCUGCUUUUCAAGGACGUAGUGUCUCAUUCAAAGCUGUAAUGACGCAGUUUACCUUUAAAUUCACUGAAAGAAACUGUAGAUCAAAGUUCACCAGAAAGGCUGUUCUACAACAUAGCACCCAUGUAGGAAAAAGCUUCACUUUAUAAUUUUUCCAAAUUGACAAAUAAGAAGAACCUUCUGACAAAGGGUUCCUUUGUCCAGGAAACUCACAAUUAUUUUGAACUAUUUUGACUGUAAUAUUUAUAUAAUAUUUGCAGUCAAUGAAAAAUUGACAAAGAACAAUCAUCCACAACUUAGCUUCCUUAAAAAUUUCUUUAUUUUGUGCAAUAAAUGUACUGUACAUUUCAAGCAUAAUAUCAAAUAUACAGUCAUUUAGCUUAUACAGUACAAACUUAUUGAUGCAGAUAAACCUUUUCACUGAAACACUGUUAGUACACUACAAGAAAUUAUUUCAUUAUUAUUAUCACAUCUGUAUUUUGCCCAUUAAAGGAAUAAAGCAUAGCCUCCUUUGCUGCCAUUCAUUCAUUCAUUCAUUCAGGCUGGAUCAAAAUAGCGAAAGAAAGGGUUAUUGAGGAAGAGGACCCAAAAGUUGUCUUAGCUCUCAUUCAGCACGACUUUGCAGUUGUAUGAUCAAGCUUGCUCAAAUAAUGAAAGAGUCGCCACUAACAUUUUCUUGCAAUCCAAAUAAUGGCAGUUUCUUGCUCCUAAUUACCACACUGCUAUAUUCCAAUUCUUUAUACUAGCCACCAGUUGACAAGAUAUUAAACCCUACUGAACCCCUAUGUGACAUGCCGAAGGAACAGAUGCAUACAUGUACAAGGGGGGCUAUACAAAACACUGACAUAAAUCUGCACACAGCAGCAGCAAGCUGUUGAAUCAAGUCAGGAUUUUGUAGUUUUUGUGAGCAUUUCUGAAUAACUUUGUUGCGUAAAACAAGUAAAUGAACACAAAUGCUUAAUAUCAACUUGUCAACUCUUGCAAGUCUCCAGACAUUUCUAGUAGAACACACAUAGUACUGUGGUAGUAGUUUUAAGGCAUGAAAAUGGCAAGAAAAUGUUAGAUCAUUUCCUUGCUUGUGACCCUUGUUGUUUUGUUCCAGAAAAUACACAUACACCUCCCACGGAUGGUUUUUAGUUUGAACCCCCCCCCCUCCCCCACCUACCCCUUUUGAAAUUCCAGUAUAAUACCUUCAUACUUAAGAUUUUGUGACCCCUCCCCCUUGGAAUUCCCAUUAACCUUCUUUGGGGUGGGUAUGGAUACUUUCUGGAACUGCACAUUGCAAGAUAGUGAUCAUACAAUCCCAAAGUUUAAAGGGUUGUAAGAAAUAUGUCAAGCAAGUUUUCCAAGUAACGCAGUACAUACCUUAGAAGCAACACAUUUGUGGAUAUGGUAGCUGAAACUUAAGAAUCAUGCAAAGCUUAGGCUACCAAUGUAGACACGAUUGCAAUUAGGGUGUCCAAUUGGACCAGACUUAUAAUUAUUUGCAGUGCCUUGUAACAGGUAAGAAGAAACCAAGCACAAUGCAAAAAAAAAAAA